GGUCGGUAGUGAGGGUGUACCUGAUGUGUUUACAUAACACUAAGGUUGCCUCUUUGAUAUAAAAGUUGUCAAACUGGUUUUGGUAAAAAGAAGGUCAAAACGUAGGUUCCUACGUGUAAAAACUAAAACGAUUAAAGCCGCCAGUAGCUGUAAAUCUGUAGACGGUACGUGUACAGGAGUCGUGUGCGGACACCUUGACAGGCUGAGGUCGUAGGAAGUGCCACAAGGUCAACUCAUACAGAGCUGAACUCCCUACUUUAUAUAGUUUAUAUAGUAUCAGUAGUUGUCAGCACCGAACCUGUGGCUUCAGUCAAUCGCACUUCCUUCUCAGGCGCAAAGUGUCACAUACGACACUCUGUCUCCAUGGAUCGAUUGACACCAAUGAAGGCCGGGAGGGGCGCCGUGAUCAUACCCUUUUUCUAUGCAAAAGUAUUCUUCGCUAUUGGCCUGAGUACCAUCGCGGCGAUGUUUUGCGUGUACGAACAAGCUGUCGACCUGCACCUGACGAUAGCCUUCGCCCGUCCACUGAACAUGGGUCGACGAGUCACUGAACACCCUAUGAACAUGGGCCGACCAGCCGAUGAAAAUCCUUUGAACAUGGGCCAACCAGCCAAUGAACACCCACUGAACAUGGGUCGACCAGUCACUGAACAUCCUAUGAACAUGGGCCGACCAGCCGAUGAAAAUCCUAUGAAGAUGGGCCAACCAGCCAAUGAACACCCACUGAACAUGGGUCGACCAGUCACUGAACACCCUAUGAACAUGGGCCGACCAGCCGAUGAAAAUCCUAUGAAGAUGGGCCAACCAGCCAAUGAACACCCACUGAACAUGGGUCGACCAGUCACUGAACACCCUAUGAACAUGGGCCGACCAGCCGAUGAAAAUCCUAUGAAGAUGGGCCAACCAGCCAAUGAACACCCACUGAACAUGGGUCGACCAGUCACUGAACACCCUAUGAACAUGGGCCGACCAGCCGAUGAAAAUCCUUUGAACAUGGGCCAACCAGCCAAUGAACACCCACUGAACAUGGGUCGACCAGUCACUGAACACCCUAUGAACAUGGGCCGACCAGCCAAUGAAAAUCCUUUGAACAUGGGCCAACCAGCCAAUGAGCAUCCACUGAACAUGGGCCGACCAGUCACUGCGUACAACCACCGGCCACUGAAGACCUUUCCGCACCAGCCCAUAGUAAGAAGGACAGACCACUUCAACAUGACAAACUUAUGGAAAGUGCGGGAACUUGCCAGGAAAUAUUUUGAUCCAAAGAAACAUAUUAUCUAUUUUUCGGACUUCGACAUCUUCAUGAAAGAAUGCAACGAAUUAAAAUUCACUCUUCGAGACUCACCUCAAAGCCCCUGCAACGUGGUGCACACGCCCAUCAAGCACUACCGGACAUGCGCAGUGGUGGGUAACGGCGGUAUACUCCUCCAUAGCGGCUGUGGUGCUGAGAUAGACGCUCACGAGUUCGUCAUCAGGUUUAACCAGCCGCCUGUACAUGGCCAUGAGAGAGAUGUAGGCAGCAGGACUAACUUCACGAUUGUAAAUGGAAAGCGACUGAAAGAGAUCAGCCGAACCCUGCGGUCUGUCCAUGGCAGGACAUUGAAGACUACCGUUACUCACAGAGAUCUUCAACUGUUCGAGUCGCCUGGGAUGAUCUUCAGUUACCCCUUUAUUUUCACAAGAAAAAGACAGGAAGAAAUGCGGAUAGUCGACAGUGCAAUCAAGAAGUACAACAAAACGACCAUUACUGCUUUCCCGGCAGUAUCGUUCCUAGACAGCAAACGGGUGUAUGAAAAACUUGUGGGGAAACGGUGGAACUUCACCUCGAGUGGUCUAAGCAUCUUCGUCCUGGCCUCUACAUUCUGUGACCAGAUCUCCAUGUACGGUUUCUACCCAAUGCCAUUGUACCAAAACAAGCGCAUCCCCUACCACUACUACGACAAGCACAUGCCGAGCGAAAGUCAUGACUUUGACGGAGAGUACGCCAUGAUACGUCAGCUGAAUGCCGACGGAGUUAUCAGACAUGUACUUGGAAAAUGCAAGCCUACAGCCGACGCGUCAAUAUGAUGACUGGCAAAGACUGUGUCCCACGUACAAAGAAGAUGUAGAGUACGAAUACCUAUAUAGUAUUUCGUGAUUGAAUGCCCAACUUAGAUUGAAAAGAGAACUAAAUCAAUGCAGACGAUAAAGUGUGAAUCAUUUCCCAAGACAAGAAGAGAACUAUUUCAUGUCCUUGUGGAGAAACAGUGGAACUUCACCUCACUGUGUCUCCUUUAACUAUUGUAGAAUAGAACCUAAGUGUAGUUUGUACUUGAUCUAUGUUAUCAGUACGUAGACUAACACUGGCAUUCUGGCUUUGUCUCACAUUGUACACUGUGUUUUCCUUCUAAUAUUGAAUAGCCUGGAAUGUACAUCUAAUAUUCCAGUCAGUAUUAGAUCAAUGUAUAUAGCUAGUUGUCUUAUACAAUACUUCACUAUGCUUUACAUUGUACCCGUUGCGAUUACUUAUUUAAGUUCGCGGGAUUUAAUUUCGCGGUAGCGGGAAAAAGGACUUUUCGCUGUGAAUUAAAUUUCGCGGUAACACAAUAGACUGCA
Molecule: messenger RNA, 2595 nt
Organism: Branchiostoma floridae (Florida lancelet)
Lineage: Eukaryota; Metazoa; Chordata; Leptocardii; Amphioxiformes; Branchiostomatidae
Product: alpha-2,8-sialyltransferase 8B-like
Exons: 4
Coding region: 364-2067 (567 amino acids)
Biological process (GO): N-glycan processing; oligosaccharide metabolic process
Molecular function (GO): alpha-N-acetylneuraminate alpha-2,8-sialyltransferase activity
Source: RefSeq, a predicted model, not a curated record